This is a messenger RNA of Xiphophorus hellerii (green swordtail), 898 nucleotides long. RefSeq names its product trichohyalin-like. Gene Ontology annotation, cellular component: plasma membrane. The coding region runs from base 11 to 898 and encodes 295 amino acids. The record is from RefSeq and is a predicted model, not a curated record. NCBI's taxonomy places the organism in Eukaryota, Metazoa, Chordata, Actinopteri, Cyprinodontiformes, Poeciliidae. The transcript has 3 exons. Gene Ontology annotation, molecular function: transmembrane signaling receptor activity.
UUCAAAAAGUAUGAAUGUCUCAGCAUGCAAUGUCACCUUGCUGGAAGAAUUCCCAGCUUUUCCUUCAGAGAGAGAACAACUUUUUUUAAUAAAAGACCAACAUCUUAAACAAAUAGACAAACUGCUUCAGGAGAAAAACGAGCUGCUUGAGAAGAACAAACAACUACAUCAGGAUCGAGUCAGUCUGAACGAGAAAAACAAGCUACUGGAACAAGAAAAAGAUCAACUUUUCAAUGAGAAAAGAGAACUGCUUCAAAAUAAAGACAAACUGGAAAACGAAACAAAAAAAUAUCUGCAGGAGAACAAGCUGCUAAGUGAAGAAAAAUACAAACUGAAUCUAGAGAAGAAUCGACUUCUCCAACGGUAUAGUCAACUAAAACAAGAAAAAGAUGAGAUGGCUAAAGAUAAAAAUGAACUGCUUCAAAACAAACUUGAACUGGAAAAGGAGAAAAAUGAGCUACUCCAGGAGAACAAGCAACUAAAACAACAAAACUGCAAUCUGUAUCAAGAGAAAUUGAAAUUACAAGAAGAGAAGGAUUUACUAGAAAGGAAAAACAAAGAACUGGAAGAUGAAAGAGUGGAAAAAGAAAAACAGAUAUCAGAACUUCGGGCAAUAAUAAGUACAGUGGAGGCCAAUAAGUCAAGGUGUCCGCCAGGAUGGCAGAGGUUUAUGUCGAGUUGCUACCAGCUUUCUGCUGAGGCAAACACCUGGAUGUAUGCCAAACAAAACUGUGAGAGCAAAGGAGCUCAACUCAUGAUGCUGAAUGAUGAGACAGAACAGAGACCUUUUAUUGGCGGAGUGUUAAAAAUCUGGAUCGGCCUGUAUGGUAAAAUAGAGAAGAAUACCUUAAUUUGGUAUCUGAAGGGGGUAGAUGGAAGACUUCUGAAAUCAGGGUAA